AAUUUUGCAUUCUCCUUCUCUUUCUUUUCCUCUCCAUUUCUUUAUCUAAGCUCUUUCUUUGCUCUGUUUAUCUUAUAUUGUUCGUGGCCAGUGGUCUUGAAAUUUAGUAGAAGAAAUGGCCGGUCGUUACAGAAAUGACAAUCCUUUUGCGGAAGAAGAAGAAGAAGUUAAUCCGUUUUCCAAUACAGGGGCAAACUCGAAACUUACUCCUCUUCCUCAUGAACCUGCCGGUUUUUAUGAUCGUGGUGCAACAGUUGAUAUUCCUCUUAAUUCAGCUGCGGAUUUAAAGAAGAAAGAGAGAGAGCUGCAAACCAGAGAGGCUGAAUUAAGAAAGAGAGAACAGAUCGUUAGACGGAAAGAAGAAGCUGCACAACGAGCUGGUAUAGUUUUGGAGGAUAAAAAUUGGCCACCAUUUUUUCCAAUCAUCCAUCACGAUAUUGCUAAUGAAAUACCAAUUCAUCUACAGAAACUGCAGUAUGUUGCAUUUACUACGUACUUGGGACUAGUACUCUGCCUUUUUUGGAAUAUAAUCGCCACAACUUCAGCUUGGAUUAAGGGAGAAGAUCCAAAAAUCUGGUUCCUUGCUAUUAUUUACUUUAUAUCAGGAGUUCCUGGAGGCUAUGUGUUGUGGUAUCGUCCACUGUACCGUGCUUUCAGGACUGACAGUGCUUUGAAGUAUAGCAGGUUUUUCUUAUUUUACCUGGUUCACAUUGGUUUCGUCAUCUUUGCUGCAGUGGCUCCUCCGAUAUUUUUGAAAGGAAAAUCACUUGCAGGUAUCUUGCCUGCUGUAGAUCUUGUUGGUGACAAUGCGAUAGUUGGGAUUUUCUACUUCGUUGGAGCUGGACUAUUCUGUCUGGAAUCUUUUCUCAGCAUUUGGGUUAUUCAGCAAGUAUACAUGUACUUCCGAGGUACUGGACAGGCAGCCGAGAUGCAGCGUCAAGCUGGAAGAGGAGCCUAGUAAACAGAAAUAUAAACCUGUCCUAUCCAGAGCAAAGUUAAUAAGUAUCCUUCCGCCAUAGCAAUUAUUGAGCAAUCACGUCAGAUUAGCUGCUGCAGGUGCAGAUUGUAAAAAUUGAUUAAAGCUGUACAUGACUGUUCAAAUUUUUUUCUUUCUAUUUAAUUUUUGUACAGAUGUGAGGAUUUUUCAUUCCCUGCUCAAGACAUGACCUACAAAAUCAACCUUAUGUACUAGAGUUGUGAUUAUGGCUACUCUGUGAAAAGAUGUUAAUUCACUUGCAAUAAUUUGUACUUGUCUGCA
Daucus carota subsp. sativus is the source of this 1258-nucleotide messenger RNA. Its product is annotated as secretory carrier-associated membrane protein 2. The record is from RefSeq and is a predicted model, not a curated record. Gene Ontology annotation, cellular component: recycling endosome membrane; trans-Golgi network membrane. Gene Ontology annotation, biological process: protein transport. Lineage: Eukaryota; Viridiplantae; Streptophyta; Magnoliopsida; Apiales; Apiaceae. The transcript is spliced from 12 exons. Bases 116 to 958 code for a protein of 280 amino acids.